UGCGAAGCUGUGGAGUCUCAUUAUUAUAUUGGUGGCUAGUUCGAGGAGAUGCUAUAGAAAUAAGAACCAACACGAUCCUCCAGAAACACCUGGGAUUGCAGCACAAUAAGCCACAUACAGACACAUGAUAUGCUCGUUGUAUUUUAUGGGGAUGUGUUCAAGACGAGAGAGAAUACAAAAAGAUGUCGAUAUCGUUAUCCAAAGGUGCGAGGCAGAGCAAGAUUGCCUCUUUUCUGACUUCCGAUUUACAGACGCCACGUUCACGUUUACAUUUUCAAAUGGAUCUAAAAGGGUUUCAUAUUCUGUGCAUGUUUCUGAAGAUUACCCAGAUAAUACCUGUGUGUCUAAUUCUGAAAACAUUGAUGAUGUUUUGGUUACGAGGGAUCCUAUUCCUGUAAUUUUCCACAGAAUAACAACAGAAGUUAGAAUCAACAGCAAUGCCACAAGCUGCCUGCCUUUCAAAUCAAAACUUGAGAUUGACAAAAACCAGUUCCAUAGUAACGUGGAGGAGGAUUCUGAAGGAGAAGAUGAUUCUGAUGGGUACUACUAUGGGGGUCAGGUGAACUAUGCGGGAGAGCUUUGCAAACACCCUCAGCUGGAGUCUGACCUGGCUGCCGUGAGGGCGCUAUACGGACCCAACGCUGUAUCUCUCAGGGAAUAUGAUGCAAUUGAUGAUGUUGACAUAGAUUUACGUAUUGAUGUCAGUUUCCUAGAUGAGGACAUUGCCUGUGCCUGGGAUCUGAUCCGCAGAGAGGCACUGAUCAUUCGGCUGCAUUGCUCCCUCUCACAGUACCUGAACGGGCCAGAACCGACAGUUGAUGUGUUCCAAGAGUCGACAAAGGAAAGGUUUGGAAUUAGACAUCAGCUGAAACAAAUAAUGCAGACAUUUGUCAGACAGCAGUGCAAGUAUCACUGUGAAGAAAAACUGAACUGCUCAGUCAGCAAAAAGCUGUCCGAUAAGACGGUGAAAUCACCACUGCACAUCUUUUCAACCCUGCGCAGGUCACCCAGCUACCCCCCUUAUGGAUAUGGAAAGGCUAAUAAGAAGCUGAAGUCUGAAGCGGACGCAGUGUCAGAGUCAGAGUCAGAGGCAGAGCUGCUACACACAACCCAGGACGGCUGUGCCGGCAGGCCCCACAGAGCCCUGGAGCUGCAGAGUGAGCUGAGCCCGUCCGUCAGGCCCAGAGCGCUGUCCGAGUCCUGCCCCACCGCGGGGGAGACGGAGGACUGCGCCUCCCUGCGGCCCCACAGCUUCCUGGACCAGCUCCAGGAGCCCUGGGAACAGGACGCCAGCGGCCUCCUCUGGGGCACCGAGGAGCAGGACCUCCAGCACCACAGGCUGGGCAGGCCGGAGCCGGGCCCAGGGCCGGAGGGCCGGAGGCUCUCUCUGACCUCAGGACUCCUGGGCGUGCUCUCUGCAGCGCCAAACUAUGGUGCAAAAUCAAUACCAGUGAGAGACCAAGGCUUCCUUGUCCAGACCAUGAAAUAUGCAGAGCAGAGGAUCCCGGUUCUUAGUGAGUACUGCGUGGUCUGUGAUGAAGCUCACAUCUUUCUGAAUGGGCCGAUGCUUCGACCCACAGUUUGUGAACGUGAGUUGUGCGUGUUUGCCUUCCAAACGCUGGGAGUCAUGAAUAAAGCAGCAGAUGAAAUUGCCACAGGAGCUCAGGUUGUGGACUUAUUGGUCUCCAUGUGCCGAUCUGCAUUACAAUCCCAAAGGAAGGAUAUCGUUUUUAGCCCUUAUCCUUCAGUUGUUGACCCCAACAAUCGUCAUACACUGGCCUUCAAUCCCAAGAUAAAGGACUAUGAUCGAGUUGAGAGAGCCCUUGGUAACAUUACAUCAAUCAGAGAAAUGACCCAGACACCGUGCUUGGAAAUGAAGAAACAGUUGGACAAACGUGAUCCACUAGCAUAUCCUCUACUGCAAUGGGUGAUAUCCAGCAACAGAUCACACAUAGUUAAACUCCCAGCAAGCAGACAACUGAAGUUCAUGCGCACCCCUCACCAGUUCCUCCUCCUCUGCAGUCCUCCAGCCAAAGAGUCCAACUUCAGAGCUGCCAAAAGGCUUUAUGGCAGCACCUUUGCUUUUCAUGGGUCUCACAUUGAGAAUUGGCACUCCAUCCUGAGGAAUGGCUUGGUUGUUGCCUCGAAAACGAGGCUCCAGCUCCAUGGAGCUUCGUAUGGGAAUGGUAUCUACGUCAGCCCAAUGUCAAGCAUUUCCUCUGGUUACUCAGGGAUAAAUGACAUAUGGCUGAAAAGUGCACCAAAGGAUGCAGCAGCAAAUUACAAGACCGACACACAUGUGCAGUCUCAGGGGAAGGGAGACCAGCCACUGUUUUUGCAAGACAGGAAUCUGAAAUGCAUAGCCUUAUGUGAAGUUAUCACUUCUCCUCAACUGAAGAAACAUGGUGUAAUCUGGGUUGUUCCAGACACAGACAAUAUCUGUACCAGGUUUUUCUUUGUUUAUGAGUAUGGGCUGCGUGGUAAUCCAAACGUCAAUACGCAAGAUGACAGUGUCAACAGGGAGAUACUGCGUGUUAUAGGGAACCAGACUGCCACUGGAUGAGAAUGAUGAACAUACCCUCUUCUUCGUCAAAGCUGGAUUUUGAGCUAAAGAAGUAACAAUAAUCUGUGGUGGGUUUCCCGAUGUUGUUUUUCAGGAUUAAUGACUGUGUUUUACAAAGUAAUUGCGUGGGUUUCCCAAAUGCAAUCGUUAGACGAACUCUUGAGAGGAAUUUAGCAAACGCUUUCCUGCUGAAGCAUGCAUCGUUUAUAAAACCAUGUCAAGUUUGCCCAUCACUUGUUUUUAGCAAAUAAACACUGAAAAAUGAAGUGCAUAAUAUACAGUGGUGUGAAAGUGUUUGCCCCCUUCCUGAUUUCUUAUUUUUUUGCAUGUUUGUCACACUUAAAUGUUUCAGAUCAAACAAAUUUCAAUAUUAGUCAAAGACAACACAAGUAAACACAAAAUGCAGUUUUUAAAUGAAGGUUUUUAUUAUUAAGAGAGAAAAAAAAUCCAGACCUACAUGGCCCUGUGUGAAAGUGAUUGCCCCCUAAACCUAAUAACUGGUUGGGCCACCCUUAGCAGCAACAACUGCAAUCAAGCGUUUGCGAUAACUUGCAAUGAGUCUCUUACAGCGCUGUGGAGGAAUUUUGGCCCACUCAUCUUUGCAGAAUUAUUGUAAUUCAGCCACAUUGGAGGGUUUUCGAGCAUGAACUGCCUUUUUAAGGUCAUGCCACAGCAUCUCAGUAGGAUUCAGGUCAGGACUUUGACUAGGCCACUUGAAAGUCUUGUUUUUCUUCAGCCAUUCAGAGGUGGACUUGCUGGUGUGUUUUGGAUCAUUGUCCUGCUGCAGAACCCAAGUUAGUUUCAGCUUGAGGUCACAAACAGAUGGCCGGACAUUCUCCUUCAGGAUUUUUUGGAAGACAGCAGAAUUCAUGGGUCCAUUUAUCACAGCAAGUCUUCCAGGUCCUGAAGCAGCAAAACAGCCCCAGACCAUCACACUACGAUGUUCUUUUUCUGAAAUGCAGUGUUACUUUUACACCAGAUGUAAUGGGACACACACACCUUCCAAAAAGUUCAACUUUUGUCUCGUCAGACCACAGAGUAUUUUCCCAAAAGUCUUGGGGAUCAUCAAGAUGUUUUCUGGCAAAAUUGAGACAAGCCUUAAUGUUCUUUUUGCUCAGCAGUGGUUUUCGUCUUGGAACUCUGCCAUGCAGGCCAUUUUUGCCCAGUCUCUUUCUUAUGGUGGAGUCAUGAACACUGACCUUAACUGAGGCAAGUGAGGCCUGCAGUUCUUUGGAUGUUGUUGUGGGGUCUUUUGUGACCUCUUGGAUGAGUCGUCGCUGCGCUCUUGGGGUAAUUUUGGAUAAUGGCUCUCACUGUGGUUCACUGGAGUCCCAAAGCUUUAGAAAUGGCUUUAUAACCUUUUCCGGACUGAUAGAUCUCAAUUACUUUCUUUCUCAUUUGUUCCUGAAUUUCUUUAGAUCUUGGCAUGAUGUCAGGUUUUGAGGAUCAUUUGGUCUUCUUCACUUUGUCAGGCAGGUCCUAUUUAAGUGAUUUCUUGAUUGAGAACAGGUAUGGCAGUAAUCAGGCCUGGGUGUGGCUAGAGAAAUUGAACUCAGGAUUAAACCACAGUUAAGUUAUGUUUCACACAGAACCAUGUAGGUUUUGAUUUUUUUUCUCCCUU
Molecule: messenger RNA, 4184 nt
Organism: Conger conger (European conger)
Lineage: Eukaryota; Metazoa; Chordata; Actinopteri; Anguilliformes; Congridae
Product: protein mono-ADP-ribosyltransferase PARP8-like
Exons: 26
Coding region: 125-2563 (812 amino acids)
Biological process (GO): endoplasmic reticulum unfolded protein response
Cellular component (GO): nuclear envelope; membrane; intracellular anatomical structure
Molecular function (GO): kinase binding; NAD+ poly-ADP-ribosyltransferase activity; protein serine/threonine kinase activator activity
Source: RefSeq, a predicted model, not a curated record